AUGGGAACUGAGCAUGAUAACCUGGCAGGCAGAGGCUAUGGCCUCACUGGCAAGGGAACAGUGCCACAGUACCCGAACAGGAAGGGUAGAGCAGGUCCAGUGACAGUAACCAGGGCUCAACCAGCAGAGCAGAUCACCAGAGAAGUUCAUAGUGAUGAGGAAAGUCCAAGGUCAAGCCAGGAAUUUGAGCCUGCAGGCCUUGAAGUAUCUAACUUCCUAUCAGCUAUUGACCUAGAUCUGACAGACAGAGACAGAAAUCAUUCUGUCUUCUUCCUCAAAGCCACUGAUGUGUGGGAUAGUAAAGGCCAGGGGUCCCUGGCAGGAAGCAGGAGGCAGCGUAGCCCCGCCGGCCCCUGCACCGGCAGGAAGUGGAGGGCUGUGGAGCCGGAGGCCGAGUCCCACACAGAGGUGGAGCACCCAGCAAGGCCUGGGAGUCUGGGUUUAACCAGAGUUGCUGCCGCAUUACCGAUUUCUGUCAGUGAGGUGUCAGGAGGAGGAGGAGGAGGAGGCUGGCUGCGCCGGCACUGGCAGGGUGGAGUGGCCCUGACACAGCCCUGCCUGUUCACACCCAGCUGGGCCAAAUCGCAUCUUGAUGAAGGAACAGGAGCCUGGCUCCUACCAGCAGCACUCUGCCUCACACACACGUGUGCGAUUUUACAGCCUGUUCGGAGACUCUCACAUCUGCUGUGGCUGAAGAGAUGUUACAUUUCCUCUUACCACCACACUGCCUCUUCUAAGAGCGGCGAGAGCAGCGUGGUGCCACCCGGGCAGAGCGGCCGCUGGUGCCGGGGCCUGGCAGGCAGGAGCACAGCCCCACAGCGGGGUGGGCGAGGCUGGGCCUGUGGCGAGGGACAGAGCAGGGACCCGCUGCCAGUGUUUGUCAGGUUCAACUCCAGCCAUGGCUUCCCAGUGGAGAUUGGUUCGGACGCCAGCAUCCUCCAGCUGAAGGAGGCGGUUGCCCAGCGACAGGGAGUUCCAGCUGACCAGCUGCGGGUGAUUUUUGCAGGGAGGGAGCUCAGCAAUGACUUGACACUGCAGAACUGUGACCUGGCUCAGCAGAGUAUUGUUCAUAUUCUUCAGAGUCCACAGAAGAACAGUCAGAACAAGGAUGAGACAGAAGGUAACCGUGCUGGAGGUAUUCUGAAAGCCUUGGAAAGAGAACCUGAAAGUCUAACUCGUGUAGAUCUUAGCACCAGCAUCCUCCCAUCACUCUCUGCAGGGUUGGCUGUUAUUCUGGAUACUACAAAACCCAGCAUUUUUCUUCCCUCUGAAAAAUCAGGUGCAGCUAGUUACAACAGCUUUUAUAUUUAUUGCAAAAAUUCCUGCCAAGCUGUGAAACCUGGGAAACUGAGGGUCCGCUGCAGUGUGUGUAAACAAGGAACACUGACAUUAGCAAGGGGUCCAUCUUGCUGGGACGAUGUGCUGAUUCCCAACAGAAUAAGAGGUGUUUGCCAGUCCCAAAGGUGCAACGGAAAUAUAGCGGAGUUUUAUUUUAAAUGUGGAGCACACCCAACCACUGACAGUGAAACAUCUGUGGCUUUGAACCUCAUUACAACAAACAGUCGCUGUAUCACAUGUAUAACAUGCACAGAUAUUAGGAGUCCUGUGCUUGUGUUCCAGUGCGUGCAUCGCCAUGUCAUUUGCCUAGACUGUUUCCAUUUGUACUGUGUGACUAUGCUGAAUGACCGCCAGUUUAUCCAUGACCCAGAGCUUGGCUAUUCCCUCCCUUGUGUAGCUGGCUGUCCAGACUCCUUGAUUAAAGAGCUUCAUCACUUCAGGAUUCUGGGAGAAGAACAGUACAACCGCUAUCAGCGCUAUGGGGCCGAGGAGUGUGUGCUGCAGAUGGGAGGAGUGCUGUGUCCAACUCCCGGCUGUGGAGCAGGUUUGCUUCCUGAAUCAGGAGUGAGGAAAAUUGCAUGUGAACAAGGCAACGGAAUAGGCUGUGGGUUUGUGUUCUGCCGUGAAUGUAAAGAAGAAUACCAUGAAGGGGAAUGCAGCUCUUUCCUCAGCAUGCAGGGAGCCGUGACCCAGAAGGGAUACAUAGUUGAUGAACGUGCAGCCAUGCAAGCUCGAUGGGAAGAGGCAUCUAGAGAAACAAUCAAGAAGACAACCAAGCCAUGCCCCAGCUGCAAUAUUCCAGUAGAAAAAAAUGGUGGCUGCAUGCACAUGAAAUGUCCUCGCCCUCAGUGCAGAUUUGAGUGGUGCUGGAACUGUGGCCUGGAGUGGAACAGAACCUGCAUGGGAGAUCACUGGUUUGACUAGUGGUGCUGAGGCUAGCCCGCCUUGCUGCUAAAGUUUGCUUUCAUCAGGGCCAAAUUCUGAACUCCUUGCUUAAACAAAACUCCCAGUGGUUUCAGGCCCACGGAGUUCCGAAGUUGGCCUGGUUUGCUGGUUUUUGCUUUCUUGUUUUUGCAAUCGUACCAAAAUCACAUUGAAGUUAUGCCAAGGUUUUUAAAUCCACUAAGUAAAAACAGAAACUGUUUUAAUUGCUCAUCGUGGUACAAAGAGGGGUAAAUUACACCUUUCUGAACUUGCGCAGUCUGUCAGCAUGGAGAGCAGACAGGGUUACCAUGAGGAACUUUGCUUGACAUUUAUAGUCAGGAACCCGUAACUCUUGCAAGAGAGAGCAGCCUGCAUAUGUGUGUGUGGUGCGUGAGCAUCAGGUGGGGUGGAGGAUGUUCCCUGCUUCAGCUGCUUUUUCUUUGACCACCCCUUUGCUCAUUCAGCACAAUUUUUGAUUGUGAGGCAGUAUUUCUUAACAGUUUUUUUGGCAGAGGGAAGACUGUGGCUCCUCAGUGUUUUCUCAGGGUUCCUUCCUAACAGACUUUCUGUAGGGGUCUUGCUUUCAAACCAAAUCCUCAUAGAAACAUCCAGUUUUAUGCCAUAUUUGAGCUUGUGUAUGUGAAACAUACAAUGCAAAACCUGCCUAUGUACUCAUUAUAGACUUUGUUACCAUUGGAAGAUUAGCUAAGGAUGCAGUUUCAGCUCUAACUGUGACUGCUGUCGCAGUGGUGACUGGAUCUGAUUAAGUGUUGUGCAAGCUAAACUCACAGGGCUUCGUUUUUCUUGUGCUUACAGCAAUGCUUUGGACAUGGCAAGGGGAGGCAGGAGGAGACUUCUCAGGGGUUUUCUCUAUCAUCAUUCUCCUAAAUUUAAUUAGAAUAUGGGUAUAUUUCUGAAAAUACAUUCACAGAUCAAACAGUGUGGGACAGAGGGACAUCUUUCAUUUUACAGUGUUAAACACAGUAAGUAAAGCUUACUAGCAUUUCCAAGCCUGAAUAAUCUUACUGUUUGGUGUGCUUUGCAUUGCUGUCUUAUUCUGAAAUGAAAUGGGUACUGUCAACAUCCAACAUGCCAUGUAAGGAUUUGCACAGUUCAGUUUUGGAAAAAAACGCACAAUAAAUAAAGUGGUCAAAAU
Messenger RNA from Gavia stellata (red-throated loon), 3418 nucleotides. RefSeq names its product parkin RBR E3 ubiquitin protein ligase (gene PRKN). NCBI's taxonomy places the organism in Eukaryota, Metazoa, Chordata, Aves, Gaviiformes, Gaviidae. The transcript is spliced from 14 exons. Gene Ontology annotation, biological process: ubiquitin-dependent protein catabolic process; positive regulation of proteasomal ubiquitin-dependent protein catabolic process; autophagy of mitochondrion. The record is from RefSeq and is a predicted model, not a curated record. Gene Ontology annotation, molecular function: ubiquitin conjugating enzyme binding; ubiquitin protein ligase activity; zinc ion binding. Gene Ontology annotation, cellular component: endoplasmic reticulum; cytoplasm; cytosol. Bases 1 to 2262 code for a protein of 753 amino acids.